AUGUUACUCGAUCUACCGACAGAGUUGAUCCAGCUUAUAUUGAAACAUGCCAGUGCAUCAUCUUAUACCCAAAUAGCUUUAUGCUGUCACUAUCUCUACACGCUCUCUUCUUCGCGAAGGAAUCUGAUUUUGUUUCAUUUGAAGCGGGUUCCAGGCGCAAAAGAACAGUUUGACCAUCUAGACACAUACUCACUGUUCUUGCUGCUCAGGAAACGAGUCACAAAGUGGCUCUUUAAUGCAAGGACAUAUGCUGGUCGUAAGCUAUACACCGUCAAUCUCGAAAGGCCCAAUACUGGGACUUCGUCUUUGGGUUACAUAGGCGGUUCUCCAUUGUUCGCGUGCGUGUCCAAAGAAGAUCAGCGAGUUCAUCUGAUACAUGUAGAUUUGAAUGGAACGGUGUCACUAAAAGGGACAUUAAAAUGCCCUCCACAGAUACAGAAAGAAAUAUGUGGAACCAUUGUUAAGACUGCCUUUACGCACGACGAAGCGCUGGCUAUUCUCAUACGCGGGCAAAAUCGUAACGAGCAAACAGAUUCAUUUACAGAACUAAGUUUUGUGCAACAAAUCCGAGCGCAAAACAGCAACGAACACUAUCUUCUAUUACACUUCCCACUGAUCGAUUCUGAUGCUCGUCCCAGCGUGUGUAAAAUAUAUGGACGCGGUGAAUUCGAAGUAGCGGCCCUGGCUGUUGAUAGUAAAUGGCGUUUUGCAGUAUCGUGGCAUCACACUGAUUUUGAAGAGCAUCAUGAGGUGAUUUCCUACGAAGCCAAUGAUGAUAUAUGCCCUGAUGACCCUUCUCUUUCUUAUCUCAGUUAUCAAGAGAAAAGUGUCGUUGAUGAAAAUGGAGUAUGGCCCAAAUGGAGAACCGAAGAUCCAGCGCGAUUUGACGAGCAAUCGUUCUCACAAUUAGGGCCAGUAACAGAUAUCCAAUACCAUAAUCGUGGCCGCCAGAUGCUUUAUUCCUACAGGGGAUCAACAUUGUUCAAAUUUUGGCAAAUCGUCCUCGACACUCAACCACUGUCUCUAUCCUCUGGCUAUAUCAAUCGCUGCGCGGUGUCUCUUAAUCGGGGUGAAAGACGGAUCCCAUUCACCGUCAAUAUCCCCUUCUUUGGCACUCACGUGGAGGAGCCAGAAAACGACUUUUGCAGCCAUAUAUACCUCUCCUUUGGAACAGCAACUCACCCGUCGCAUGACUGUCCUAUCGCUUGUAUACUGAAAAAACAGCGACUAUGCGAAAACCUGACUACGCCUCAUCAGUAUGACAGUGAACCGUACUUUGAUCCGCAGCUGUGGUCUGUGGUGGCCCGGCUCUGGGGGUAUCCCAGACCAUCGAGCACAUUAGGCUGUAUUUUCGCGGCUUCGGCUGGGGGUACACGCGUGGCCGUCUGCCACUGGGAUGUUCUUUAUGUUUGGGCAUUGGAUCCGAAUGUACUGGUGCGAGAAACCAGAGAAAAGGUCAAAGCCGAAAGCCAGUAUUUUCCGCCGACCUGGCGCGCUGAGACUAACUUGAUAGAGCUACGUCCGGCGGUGUUUCGUCUCGAUGCAGUUGGCUUCAAGCUCAUGUUUACUCAAAAUGAAGAUAUUAUUAUGGUGCUGACUGAUAAAGGGUUGAUGACAUGGGACUUGAGGCCGCAGGGAGAACGACGGCGGAUAGUAUCGAAUAUUGAUACCAGCAUUCAACCGUAG
Molecule: messenger RNA, 1686 nt
Organism: Talaromyces proteolyticus
Lineage: Eukaryota; Fungi; Ascomycota; Eurotiomycetes; Eurotiales; Trichocomaceae
Exons: 2
Coding region: 1-1686 (561 amino acids)
Molecular function (GO): protein binding
Source: RefSeq, a predicted model, not a curated record